Messenger RNA from Clarias gariepinus (North African catfish), 3173 nucleotides. RefSeq names its product ADAMTS-like protein 2. The transcript has 18 exons. Lineage: Eukaryota; Metazoa; Chordata; Actinopteri; Siluriformes; Clariidae. The record is from RefSeq and is a predicted model, not a curated record. Bases 1 to 2856 code for a protein of 951 amino acids. Gene Ontology annotation, biological process: extracellular matrix organization. Gene Ontology annotation, cellular component: extracellular matrix. Gene Ontology annotation, molecular function: metalloendopeptidase activity.
AUGCCCAUCACUGGCUCUCCCUCUGUUCCUGGCGGUGUUUUAAGUUCAGGGGGCGAGGAGUCCCCUCUCUCACAUGAACCAUGCACUGCCUCUGGACCUCAGCACUCGUACACACGCUCAUUCACUGCCUUUUCUUCAACAUAUGGACAUUUGACAAAGCCGCAGCGUUCAGCAUUAAGCAGGGAGGGGACAGAGGAGCUCCACCUGGAAGAAGUGGCUCAGUGGUGGGGUGAAUGGAGCAGCUGGUCGACCUGUAGCUGGACAUGCGGAGGAGGAGUUCGCUCGCAGGAGCGCCACUGUCUGCAGCAGAGGCUCACUAGCACACACAACAUUAACAGUUCCUUCUGUGUUGGAUCGCCUAAGCGGUAUCAACUGUGUACAAACCAGCCAUGCCCGAACAGCAGAAUUAGCUUCAAACAACACCAGUGCUCCCAGUUCAACUCUAAAGCCUUUAGCAGGAAACAUUAUGAAUGGGUUCCUCUCUAUCCAGAUGAUUACAUCAGCAUUUCCAGUAAGCCGUGUGAUCUGCAGUGCACCACCACUACGGGAGAGAGACAGCUAUUGGUUCCGGCACACGACGGGACCUUUUGCAGGAAUGGUGUCUUCAAGGGCAUCUGCAUUGAGGGCCACUGCCAGGUGGUGGGUUGUGAUGGGAAACUGUACUCCAGUAAAUCUGUAGACAGAUGUGGCGUCUGCGGUGGAAGCGGUGACACCUGUUACCGGAUCUCAGGAUCUUUCCGAAAAGGGAUCACACAGUUAGGAUAUGCCUUUAUAACUAACAUACCUGUUGGAGCAACAGACAUCCAGAUCGUCGAGCGCAGGAAGACUGAAAACAUCUUGGCUCUGUCUGAUGAAGCUGGCCAUUUCUUCUUUAAUGGCAACACUGUAAUCGACAACCCACGCAACUUCCCUAUAGCAGGAACAGUGUUUAAGUACCGGAGGCCAGUUACUCUGUUCUCAGAUGGUUUUGAGUACAUCAUGGCCCAGGGUCCUACCCAGCAGGGCCUGAACGUCAUGUAUUAUAACCUUAAUGGAAAGAUGCCACACAUCACAUAUGAGUACACGGUGCCUCGCGUGUCCUCCACUCCGGCAUCCUUCACACAGGACCAGCACCCAAUCAGCAGCAUGAUGGCCAAUACCUCCUAUCCGCAGCUUCCCAUUACCGGGAACGAGGUGGAAGAUCGCAGAGAGAAGAGCGAGGGUACAACCCUGGACCAUAAGGGGACCAUGGAGGCACGUGGAGAUGUUCGGUGGGAGCACCAGGCUCCGUGUAACCUCAGUGAAAACUCUGAGGCGUUACGCCUUAGAGAGUCUGGAAAGCAGGAUAGCUUUGGGUCCAAACUUGAACUGAUUGAAGGCGACUCCUCUAUUGUGAACAAUGAGACCCAGGCCAUGGUGAAGAGUGUGAGGAACAAACUGUAUAAGCUGCUGUCUUGUGCAGAUGGUACGUCCAUCUCUGACUGUUCUACACUAAAGCCGAACUCCAGCUCCCCCAUGAAGAAGAACUUGGCUCUGCAGAUUCAUACCACGAGCCAGAGAGAGCACAAGUUCAAGCCUGGGUUGAACAGCACCUCGCAGAGCAGAGCUCAACUUCUCCAACUCCAGCAGGGGGCACCAGAGCACCUCCCACUCACUGACAGUAAUGAGUUUGAGGUGGUGUCUCUUGACCAUGACGUCAGUCCGGCAGGAGUGUACAGAUGGAAGGUAUCUGCGUACGCACCCUGCAGUUCAUCUUGUACCACAGGUAUCACCACAGCAUAUGCUUUGUGUGUAAGAUACGAUGGUUCUGAAGUUGAUGAGAGUUACUGUGGUGCUUUGACACGACCUGAGCCCACAUACGAGUUCUGCACAGGCCGAGAGUGUCUGCCCAGGUGGGAGACGAGCCGCUGGAGCGAGUGCUCACGGACAUGCGGUGAGGGCUUUCAGUUUCGGACUGUGCGCUGCUGGAAGAUGAUGGCACCAGGUUUCGACAGCUCUGUGUAUGAUGAUCUGUGCCAUGGCGCUGAACUGCACAAGCCCAUGUCACGCAAAUCCUGCCGGACCAAAUCCUGCGGCCCUCAGUGGGAGGUGUCGGACUGGUCUGAGUGCUCAGCACGGUGUGGGCGCCGUGGUGUGAGGAGCAGGGAGGUGCGCUGUUCCAUGGAUACUCGCAUGUGUAACGAGUCCACACGUCCCCCCAAUCAAAGGGAGUGUGACGGACCUCCAUGUGACCGCAGGUGGACUGUCUCGGACUGGGGACCGUGCUCAGGGCCAUGUGGAGAAGGCCGCAUGAUGCGUUACGUGGUGUGUAAGAGCGGGAAUGGAAAGGUCAUCUCUGAUGGUCACUGUGAUCGGGAGCUGAAGCCCCUCACCGUGCAGCCGUGUGGAGCCCCAAACUGCCUCGCACACUGGGUAGAGCAGGAGUGGGAACGGUGUAAUGCGACAUGUGGGCGUGGGGUAAAGAGCAGGCAGGUGGUGUGUGCCGGGCUUGAAGCUGGAGUGUUUAAGGAGUUUCUUGAUCAUGCAUGUGCUCACUCGCCCAAACCCGAGGAGAGGGCACCAUGCUUCGAGAGGCCUUGCUCCAAAUGGUUCACCACCUCCUGGUCUCAGUGCAGUAAGACAUGUGGAAGUGGUGUGAGAGUGAGGGAAGUCAGGUGUUACCAGGGAGAGGAGAUCGGCCACAGCUGCGACUCCACACUGAAACCUCAGGCCAGACAGAGCUGCGAGGUACAGGCUUGUCCUACUGAGGCACCAGCAGAGGAUGUUUGUGAGGACAAAGCGACAGCAAACUGUGCCUUGGUGUUGAAAGUAAAGCUCUGCACACACUGGUACUACAGGAAGGCCUGCUGUCUGUCCUGCAAGACCAAAGGUCACUAAAGAGCUGCUGAACCCAAACUGGGCCAUUCCACUCAAUGUGAAGAACCCCAACUGUACACAUCUAUUCACAUGCACUGUAUCUCUAUGACCCUAAACUGUUACCCCAAAUUUCUAGACCCCCACACCAGCUGGAUGUAAUCUUCCUAUAGCUAUUGUACAUAUGGCAACCUGUGAUCAACAAACUACACUAAUUAUGCCUAAAACCUUAAUUUAUAACUAGUUAUUAAAAAGCAUCCUAACAUGUUAUACCAAGAAACUACACAUGGAAGUUUUGGGUAUUUGGUAUACUGAUCUAGGAAUUAUUGCCCACUGUGUGU